This is a messenger RNA of Canis lupus familiaris (dog), 913 nucleotides long. RefSeq names its product ephrin A1 (gene EFNA1). NCBI's taxonomy places the organism in Eukaryota, Metazoa, Chordata, Mammalia, Carnivora, Canidae. Gene Ontology annotation, biological process: ephrin receptor signaling pathway; axon guidance. The record is from RefSeq and is a predicted model, not a curated record. Gene Ontology annotation, cellular component: plasma membrane. The transcript has 5 exons. Bases 16 to 789 code for a protein of 257 amino acids. Gene Ontology annotation, molecular function: ephrin receptor binding.
AAUACCUGUUCUGAAAUGGCUUCUAUGUUUAUCUCUCCAGAGAGGAAUUUUAAAAGCCUCUCCCUCGGUCGCGCGCUCCUCCCCCCACUCCUCCUCCCCCGCCCGGUGGGGGAGGGGGAGGGGGAGGGGUGGCUUGCCGCGCGCUGGCACGCGGCCCCGGAGCCUGGCCGCUGGGGGCCGGAGGUGCCCACCCUGGAGGCCUCCCGUCCGAACUCCUGCCCUCCCCCCGCCCGUGCCCUUGCUCGUGCUCCGGUUGGCAGCAGGUUCCGGAAUGAGGACUACACGGUACACGUGCGGCUGAAUGACUACCUGGACAUCAUCUGUCCACAUUACGAGGAUGAUGCUGUGGCGGAUACUGCCAUGGAGCGGUACACCCUAUACCUGGUGGAGCAUGAGCAGUACCAGCUGUGCCAACCCCAAUCCAAGGACCAAGUCCGCUGGCAAUGCAACCAGCCCAGUGCCAGGCAUGGCCCGGAGAAGCUAUCUGAGAAAUUCCAGCGCUUCACCCCCUUCACCCUGGGCAAGGAGUUCAAAGAGGGACACAGCUACUACUAUAUCUCCAAACCCAUCCACCAUCAGGAAGACCGAUGCUUGAAGUUGAAGGUGACAGUCAGUGGCAAAAUCACUCACAGUCCUCAGGCCCAUGCCAAUCCACAAGAGAAGAGACUUCUGGCAGAUGACCCAGAGAUACAGGUUCUACAUAGCAUCGGUCACAGUGCUGCCCCCCGCCUCUUCCCCCUCGCCUGGGUGGUGCUGCUCCUGCCAUUCCUGCUGCUGCAGACUCCAUGAAGGCAGAGGCCACAUCUAGCCUAUGGAUUGGAAUGGGGCUGAGGAGCCCUGGCAGAGGCAUCCUCACCUGUCCUGGGAAUCAUUCCCACCACAUGCACAAGCUGCCAUUCAGCAGCCUCAAAAU